Ficedula albicollis (Collared flycatcher) is the source of this 3450-nucleotide messenger RNA. It is a transcript of the gene GPHN, whose product is annotated as gephyrin. The record is from RefSeq and is a predicted model, not a curated record. The transcript is spliced from 27 exons. Gene Ontology annotation, biological process: establishment of synaptic specificity at neuromuscular junction; molybdenum incorporation into molybdenum-molybdopterin complex; glycine receptor clustering. Gene Ontology annotation, molecular function: molybdopterin molybdotransferase activity. Bases 139 to 2607 code for a protein of 822 amino acids. Gene Ontology annotation, cellular component: postsynaptic membrane; dendrite; cytoplasm. NCBI's taxonomy places the organism in Eukaryota, Metazoa, Chordata, Aves, Passeriformes, Muscicapidae.
UUUGUCUUAUGCAUGUAGAAAAGCUCACUAGUUUGUGGAUAGAAAAUUGAAUUCUAAUCUUUGUCUUUUAUCAUUUCAAGAGGUUUUAAUUUGUGAAGAGCGGAACUGCAGAAGUGUCAUAUUCAGCACCAGGGAUUAAUGAAGUGUUCAGUGAGUGACAGUUGCUUCAGGAACCUUGCCGAGGAUCGUAGUGGGAUAAACCUUAAAGAUCUGGUCCAAGACCCUUCUUUGUUGGGUGGGACUAUAUCUGCAUACAAGAUAGUGCCAGACGAAAUAGAAGAAAUCAAGGAGACGCUGAUAGAUUGGUGUGAUGAAAAGGAACUUAAUUUGAUUUUAACAACUGGAGGAACAGGGUUUGCACCGCGGGAUGUCACUCCAGAGAAAUUCCCAACAUUCCCAUUAUGUGGGCUCCAGAGAGGGGCCACUAAAGAAGUAAUAGAGCGAGAAGCCCCGGGGAUGGCCCUGGCAAUGCUGAUGGGAUCACUUAAUGUUACACCUCUGGGCAUGCUCUCUAGGCCUGUGUGUGGAAUCAGAGGGAAAACUCUCAUAAUUAAUCUUCCAGGUAGCAAGAAAGGGUCACAGGAAUGCUUUCAGUUUAUACUGCCAGCCCUACCUCACGCCAUUGAUCUCUUGCGGGAUGCCAUUGUAAAAGUAAAGGAGGUACACGAUGAGCUUGAAGAUCUACCUUCACCACCACCUCCUCUUUCUCCUCCUCCAACCACCAGCCCUCACAAACAGACAGAAGACAAAGGAGUGCAGUGUGAGGAAGAGGAGGAAGAGAAGAAGGAUAGCGGAGUUGCCUCAACAGAGGACAGUUCUUCUUCACAUAUAACAGCAGCAGCCAUUGCAGCUAAGAAGCAUCCAUCCUAUACCAGUCCAGCUGUUUUCAUGGCUAAAGGUCAACAGCCCAUCCCUGGUCUCACCAGUUAUUGCCAUCAAGCAGCAGGCAGUGCAGGAGAUCUGAUUCCAGAUUCCAUCAUCUCUCGUGGUGUUCAGGUUCUCCCACGUGACACAGCCUCCCUCAGUACUACUCCUUCAGAAUCUCCUCGUGCCCAAGCCACCUCUCGCCUCUCCACUGCGUCCUGCCCAACACCAAAACAAAUUAGACGGCCGGAUGAAAGCAAAGGAGUUGCUAGUAGAGUUGGAUCCCUCAAAGCUCGACUCCCUUCGUGUUCAUCCACCUAUAGUGUUUCUGAGCUCCACUAUAGGUUGGAAGGGCUUAAAGAUGAACUGAGGAGGAAUAGAGGCUACAACUCGAGAGUCCAGUCUAGAUGCAGCAGCAAGGAGAACAUCCUCAGAGCAAGUCACAGUGCUGUUGACAUUACCAAGGUAGCAAGAAGACAUCGCAUGUCUCCAUUCCCUCUGACAUCUAUGGACAAGGCCUUCAUCACAGUUCUGGAGAUGACCCCAGUGCUUGGAACAGAAAUCAUCAAUUACAGAGAUGGAAUGGGGCGAGUCCUUGCUCAAGAUGUGUAUGCAAAAGAUAAUCUGCCACCAUUUCCAGCAUCAGUAAAGGACGGUUACGCUGUCAGAGCUGCUGAUGGCCCAGGAGAUCGAUUCAUCAUAGGGGAAUCCCAGGCUGGUGAGCAGCCAACUCAGACUGUGAUGCCUGGUCAGGUAAUGCGUGUUACAACUGGUGCUCCAAUUCCAUGUGGUGCUGAUGCAGUGGUGCAAGUGGAAGAUACAGAGCUCAUCAGGGAAUCAGAUGAUGGCACUGAAGAACUAGAAGUUCGAAUCCUGGUGCAAGCUCGACCAGGCCAAGAUAUCAGACCCAUAGGACAUGACAUUAAAAGAGGUGAAUGUGUGCUGGCAAAAGGAACCCACAUGGGUCCAUCUGAGAUCGGUCUCUUAGCAACUGUUGGAGUAACUGAAGUAGAAGUUAACAAGUUUCCAGUGGUUGCAGUAAUGUCAACAGGGAAUGAGCUGCUGAAUCCUGAGGAUGAUCUCUUGCCAGGAAAGAUUCGGGACAGUAACCGUUCAACUCUCCUAGCUACCAUCCAAGAACACGGCUACCCAACCAUCAACUUGGGAAUUGUGGGUGAUAACCCAGAUGAUUUACUGAAUGCACUGAAUGAGGGUAUCAGCCGUGCUGAUGUGAUCAUUACAUCAGGAGGUGUAUCUAUGGGGGAAAAGGACUAUCUUAAACAGGUGUUGGAUAUUGAUCUUCACGCACAGAUUCACUUUGGCAGAGUUUUUAUGAAACCUGGCCUGCCAACAACUUUUGCAACUCUGGAUAUUGAUGGCGUAAGAAAAAUAAUCUUUGCGCUCCCAGGCAAUCCCGUGUCAGCUGUCGUCACCUGCAAUCUCUUUGUUGUUCCUGCACUAAGGAAAAUGCAGGGUAUCCUGGAUCCUCGGCCCACCAUCAUCAAAGCCAGGUUAUCAUGUGAUGUAAAAUUGGACCCCCGCCCAGAAUAUCAUCGGUGCAUUCUGACUUGGCAUCACCAAGAACCACUACCUUGGGCACAGAGUACAGGGAAUCAGAUGAGCAGUCGUCUGAUGAGUAUGCGCAGUGCCAAUGGACUGUUGAUGCUACCUCCAAAGACAGAGCAGUAUGUGGAGCUUCACAAGGGGGAGGUGGUGGAUGUCAUGGUCAUUGGAAGGCUAUGAUGUCACCAGCAAGAGCGAAGCUUUGAUGCAUGUCCACAUAUCAUUGACUGUAUCCUGUAAUAUGCAACGGCACAGCUAGUUUUUCCGAUUUGGAUAAAAGUUGAUCAGUAUAGUCAACAUCUUGAAAUAUAUUUCAAAUGGAAUUUAAAUAAAUACCUUUUAAAAGAAAAACUUUAAAACAAAUCUUAACAAAGAAAUUUAUUCUGAUUAUAUCAAAGCAACUUUUUCCUUUUCUUGCAAUUGCUUUGUGUGUUCAAUGCUAGUUCUAAUAGCGGUAGCUUUUAGUAGACAGCAGUAGGUGCCUGCAGAACUUGUGUUUUUUCUCAUCUUUAAGAUACAACUACUUACGCUCUUAAAACAAGGCUGUCUGCUUAUUUAUACUAGCCUAGACAACACUUGGAUUUCCCUUAUUAGUAUGCUUCAUAACCGCUUCACAGAGAGCUUCUGCUUGUUCUUUAUCUUGUAUCUCGUGUUGAUGUGCACAGUGCCAAAAGCAGAGUGGCUGCACUGGGAGCCCAAUGAAGCCCCGAGGUUUUCUCACCUCGCCGCGCAUUCAGGGAUGUCUCUUGUCCCGGCAGCCACCCAGCUCAGUACUCUUGGGCAGUAACUGGAUACCUUUUAUUUCAACAAACAAAAAAAUUGCUUCCUUAAGUGCUGACAGCCUUUUUAACCAAUACAUUUAAAAAUGUACAGAACUAAAAACUAAAAAAAAUCAAAGACUGAUCUUGUACAGAUAUUAGUGUUACCAGCAUUCGUGUGGAAAUUAAAUGAGCAAAGAAAUAAAACUAAUGUUAAACAACUCUGUACCAUAACAUUUUCUGUAAUGAUAUUGAAACUUAAAUG